Molecule: messenger RNA, 1285 nt
Organism: Tachysurus vachellii
Lineage: Eukaryota; Metazoa; Chordata; Actinopteri; Siluriformes; Bagridae
Exons: 9
Coding region: 31-978 (315 amino acids)
Biological process (GO): positive regulation of ERK1 and ERK2 cascade; neutrophil chemotaxis; positive regulation of GTPase activity
Cellular component (GO): extracellular region
Molecular function (GO): CCR chemokine receptor binding; chemokine activity
Source: RefSeq, a predicted model, not a curated record
ACAUCAUCAUCAUCAUCAUCAUCAUCAGUCAUGAUCUCUCGUUCUCUCCUGCUGGUUCUGUUGGUUCUCGCCUGCCUUCAGUCCUUCACAACAGCCAACAAUGGAAAUGGACCAGAUCAGUGCUGUACCAAGAUUGUGACACGACCAAUCCCUAUAAGAGUCAUUACAGAUUAUGAAGUAACAGAGCGUCAGUGUACAAAACCUGGAGUCAUCUUUACUAUACAGAACGGUCGUCUUGUGUGUGCAGAUACCGGCAUCAAGUGGGUGAAGAAUCACAUGAACAGAAUUGACCAGCGUCUGUUUAACAGUCUGAGCAACACUGAAGCUGUAGAUGGACCAGAUCAGUGCUGUACCAAGUUUGUGACACAACGAAUCCCUGUAAGAGUCAUUACAACAUAUAAAGUAACAGAUCCUGAGUGUCUAAACCAGGGAGUCAUCUUUACUCUACAGAACGGUCGUCAUGUGUGUGCAGAUACCAGCUUCAAGUGGGUGAAGAAUCACAUGAACAGAAUUGACCAGCGUCUGUUUAACAGUCUGAACAAACCUGAAGCUGGAGCUGGACCAGAUCAGUGCUGUUUCAGAUUUCUGACAGGACCAAUCCCUGUAAGAGUCAUUACAGAUUAUGAAGUAACAAAUCCUAAGUGUACAAAACCUGGAGUCAUCUUUACUCUACAGGACGGUCGUCUUGUGUGUGCAGAUACCGGCAUCAAGUGGGUGAAGGAUCGCAUGAACAGAAUUGACCAGCGUCUGUUUAACAGCCUAAACAACACUGAAGAUGGAACAGUUGAGUGCUGUUUCAGAUAUCAGACACAACCAAUCCCUGCAAGAUUCAUUACAGACUAUAAAGUAACAGAUCCUGAGUGUCUAAAACCUGGAGUCAUCUUUACUCUACAGAACGGUCGUCGUUUUUGUGCAAAUCCCCAAGACAAGUGGGUGAAUUUCAACAAGAACACAAUUGACCAGCGUAAAACAGCCUGAACGAACCUACAGAGUGUUUAAAUCCUCUCUACAUUAAUAAAUAAUGAAUAAUUAUUUUAUAAAAUGUACUUUUUACAUAAUCAGACACAUGUAUAACUUCCUGUUCUGCUGUAAAAUUGUUUGAUUUGUUUCUGUCUUCAUGCAGAUUUACAUCAUAUCUUUUCUUCCUUCUCUCUUACUAUUGAUUUGAAUUGUUAUAAAAUAGUAGAAGAAUGAAGGUCAAUAAAUAAUCAGUGUAUAAUGAGACGUGUUUGUGGUUCAUGCAGAAGUUCACAUCCUCAACAUUUCUCUGUAUUUAUUUAGACUA